AUGCCAGACCUACAGUCGGCGCGCCUGCUUGACUAUAUCGGCAAGAUGCCCAUCGACCAAGCCGCCGUUGACUAUUUUUCCACCGUCCCGCACGCCGUCGCCUAUCUCGACCGCAGCCGCGACCUGCUGCCCGUGCCAUUCUACAGCCGCUCGCCCAAAAUCGACGGCGCCGACACUUUUUUCGGCGAGACAAUCAAGUCGCCCGACACCAUUCCGCACGCACUUUUGCUCCUGCGCGGCUCCAUUGCCCGCCUCGAGUACAAGUUUGACGACAGCAGCAGCAGCAGCAGCAGCAGCAGCAGCAGCAGUGCGUCGUCCUCAUCAAACUGGCAGCCCGACACGGUGGCGCUCUUUCAGCUCGGCAUCAAGCUCAACGGCUACCGCGACACGACGCACGGCGGCUUGCUGGCGUCGCUGCUCGACGAGGUGGUCGGCUACAACGUCGACGGGCUGUGCGGCUGCGUCGAGGCACAGCAGGGCAGCGGCGCGUCGCGCAACAGAAUGUACACGGCGUAUCUCAACACGACGUACAAGAGGCCCGUGUCGCCGGGUGUCUACGCGGUGGAAUCGCGGCUGGUCAGGCGGGAUGGCAGAAAGUGGUUCCUGGAGGCUAGGAUAGUGGGCGCCGAGGGCGUGGUGCAUACAGAAGCGCAAGCAUUAUAUAUUCAAUCUCGAGACGCCGUACUAUAG
This is a messenger RNA of Beauveria bassiana ARSEF 2860, 690 nucleotides long. Its product is annotated as thioesterase-like protein. The record is from RefSeq and is a predicted model, not a curated record. Bases 1 to 690 code for a protein of 229 amino acids. Lineage: Eukaryota; Fungi; Ascomycota; Sordariomycetes; Hypocreales; Cordycipitaceae. The transcript has a single exon.